Molecule: messenger RNA, 1656 nt
Organism: Paramacrobiotus metropolitanus
Lineage: Eukaryota; Metazoa; Tardigrada; Eutardigrada; Parachela; Macrobiotidae
Exons: 8
Coding region: 131-1357 (408 amino acids)
Source: RefSeq, a predicted model, not a curated record
UCUCACAGUCACAGACUCCAUUAUAUUAUCGCAACGUUGUAAUGAGUCUGACAUUCACUGAAGUUUUCUGUUUUGUUGUUGUAACUUUUCGUAAUUUACGUUGUGUACUUUUCUUCGUUGGCCCUGCGAGAUGCCUUGGCCUGUACCCAAUCGACCCCGACGGUCUUCGGAGAGCGACUAUUGCUCGGCUAGUGACGGUAGCAUGCCACCUGAAAAGAUUCCAGAGAGGGACCCAGCACAGUCUGUACAGGAGCGGCCGGAGCCAGCGAGCGCCAACGACAAUGGGGAAUUGGCGUUUUGUGCGGCUGUGGGGCGGCCGGACACGGAGACCGUGCCUGGCGUCUUCGUGCUCAACGAGCUGAUGACACGUGUGUCCGACAGCGACACGCACGUGUUGAUCAGGGGCACCAUCGAAUCCAUGGUCGAUCCGCUUCGCUGUCCGUUGGGGUUUGAAGAAGGCGCCUUGGAAGCCUGCGUGACUUUCUACGCCGGCAUGCCUGUGGGGCUGAAAGCGCAUUUGGAGACGGUCCACGGAAUGCACAACGUGAACCUGGCCUGUCCCUGUCCAGCUAAAUUCAACGGCGGUGUCCACUGUGAUUACGUGCAGUUCGACCCGGUCGGCUACUUUUUGCCUAGCCACAUCCGAGAACGCCAUCCGCAGUACAAGGAGCGUAUGAUAGACGCGCUGUGCAAACAGGAGAAUAAGAAAACCGGCGAAAAGCACCGGGAGUUCAUCCGCACGGCCAGGACCAAGACCUUCCCGGAGUGGACCGGCGAUUCCGCUCGCUUGUGGCCGAGUCAGAUUAUGGCCGACAGGAUCGUCAUCCCCACCCGGGUGCUGGACGGGCAAGUGAAGUACGUCUGCAAGAUCGACGUGUGCGCCACCAGUGACGAAGGCCCGGGCCGGCUGCUGGACUCGUCCGGCCGACUGCACGCGCACUUGAUGAUGCAGCACGGGCGGCGUUGCGCGAACCCCACCCAAAUCUAUCACGCCUGCGCCGACCCGGAGUGCCGGGAGCAGCUGUUCGAUGCUGACCACAUGAUGGAGACGCACAUCCGGGCCGUGCAUCCGCAGCUGUUCAACGCCGGCCAGCCCGUGCUGUACUCGGAGGCCGCCCAGAAGGCUCGAGCCCGACUGGAAGCGCUCGUGAUGGAGGAGAGCAUCGGGGAGGCGCUGAGCAGCAGCGUCGAUUCGGAAGAGACAGCGGAUACUUUUCUCUGCAACUACGACUGUCCCGUCCAGGGCUGCGAGGUGAAUUAUGACGAGCGCGAUUAUAUGCUGUGGCACAUCGCCGUCGAUCACGAGGACGAGUGGAAUGCCGUCGCUCGGCAUGACAACGAUCAGGCGGUCGUGUAGCUGCGGCGCCUGUCGCACUACGGGAAUCGGUGUCGUAUAGGGUGGUGGUGUUACCGGUUACGAUGGCUCAUUAGUUGUACUAAGUCUCUCGCAGCGGGCGGCACAGAUUGUCUGUUGUGUCCCCAUGUUGUUUCUCACUUUCUCGCUCACAUACCGGCACUCUUCUCCUAGCAGCUGCUUGUUCCUUUCACCGGAUAUUUUGCACAUUGUUAUUGUUAGAAGUUUGCUUUUUUGUCAGUAUAUUCGCCGCGCUUUCGUUAUUCCAUAUUGUCAGACUGUUUGCCUUUUGCGGCAACGAA